AUGGAACUUUCAAAGUGCAAUAUUCAACCAAUUUUGCUAUUCAACUUCAAAAAAGGAUGUAAGGCAGUUGAAACUGUUCAUGAUAUCAAUGAAACGUUUGAUGAGGGAAUGAUCAGUGAGUGGUCUGCUCAAAAAUGUUUUAAACGAUUUCGCAGUGAAGACCUGAGCCCUGAAGAUCAUGAGCAUAGUGGACACCCAUCUGCCAUCGAAGAGUGUCAAUUAAAGACCGCCAUCGAGAAAGAUUCACAUAAAACCUCUCAAGAACUGGCAAAAAAACUUCGAGUAUAUGCUAUUAGUUCUCAGUUUGAUUUACCACUAAAACUUUGGCUUGAACUGCAAAUGAAAAAUGUGGUGUUGAGUCUGCUUAUCUAA
Messenger RNA from Octopus bimaculoides (California two-spot octopus), 372 nucleotides. RefSeq lists its product as uncharacterized. NCBI's taxonomy places the organism in Eukaryota, Metazoa, Mollusca, Cephalopoda, Octopoda, Octopodidae. The record is from RefSeq and is a predicted model, not a curated record.